This is a messenger RNA of Dictyostelium purpureum, 903 nucleotides long. RefSeq lists its product as uncharacterized. Gene Ontology annotation, biological process: DNA repair; negative regulation of double-strand break repair via homologous recombination; maintenance of rDNA. The coding region runs from base 1 to 903 and encodes 300 amino acids. Lineage: Eukaryota; Evosea; Eumycetozoa; Dictyosteliales; Dictyosteliaceae. The record is from RefSeq and is a predicted model, not a curated record. The transcript has 2 exons. Gene Ontology annotation, cellular component: cytosol; nuclear speck.
AUGGAGUGUGUUAAAGUUUUUUUAUCUUUUUUGGAUUUAUUUAAAAAUGAAAAAAAUGAAGAAGAUCAAUGGAUUUUUAAAUAUGGUGAUAUGGUUGUAAAUUCAAUUUUAGUUCAAGGUUAUGUUUCAUCAGUAUCGGUCCAAAACGACACCAUUUGCAUUGAUGAUGGUACCUCUGCUAUGUCACUAAGUAAAGACAGCCUUCCAGAACAAAUUUCAUUUAAUGUAGGUGACUAUCUCCUACUUCGAGUAUCUCUUGAAAAAGACGAGAACAACCACUUUACAGCAUCUAUAGUCCAUUCAAUAAACUUUUCAAAUAAACCAAAUAGGGAAGCGUUGUGGGUUUAUGAGGUAUUUCAUGCUCAUUAUAAAAUUUACAAAAAACUAACAAAUUUAAAUAUGGAUACAGUUUUAAAAGAUGUAAAAGAUAAUAAAAUGAAAAUCAUAGAACCAGAUACCAACUAUAUCGAAAUUACAGAUGACUCAAUAACAGUCGAAAAUAUUAAAAAAGAAGAUAUCGAUCAUGACCAAAAUAUAAUAGAUACCAACGAACUUAAUGACCAAAUAUUCGAAGAAGAGGGGGAGCAUUUUAUUAUUGACGACGACGAUCUUGAUAUAGAGUAUGAAAUAUUACAAGAAGACGAAAAUUUAAAGAAAAACACCACCACCACCACCACAGCCACCACCACAGCCAUUUCCUUAGAUGACGACGAUGACGGUGCAUAUGUGGAUCUAAAUGAAACCAGUAGGUAUGAAGAACUCACAUUCGAACUCAACGAUGACGACUACCAUACAAUUCACAACAACAACAACAACAACAACGACGAUGACCAAGGACCCAAAGACAAAGAUUUAAUUCAAGAUGACUAUGGAGAUAGUAGUGGCGAAGAUUCAUGGAACUAA